ACCACCCAAACAAAAACCUCUCUCCGCCGGCCCCACCCUCGACCAGCGCCGCGCGACGGUGAAGAAAAACAAACGAAGAAGAGAGAAAUGAGGAAGAAAGUCGACGACCGAAUCAGAACCCUAAUCGAGAAUGGCGUCAAGACCCGGCACCGUUCGAUGUUCGUCAUCGUCGGCGACAGAUACCAUGAUCAGAUAGUGAAUCUUCACUACAUUCUAAGCAAGGCGGUGACGAAAUCUAGGCCUACUGUGUUGUGGUGUUACAAGAACAAGCUUGAACUCAGCAGUCACAAGAAAAAACGUGCAAAGCAGGUUAAACGCCUGAUGCAAAGCGGGCUGCAUGACCGGGAGAAGGUUGAUCCUCUCUCGCUUUUUCUUGAAACUGCGGGAUUGACAUACUGCUUAUACAAGGAUUCAGAAAGAAUUCUUGGUAAUACUUUUGGGAUGUGCAUACUUCAGGAUUUUGAAGCUUUGACCCCAAAUCUACUUGCAAGAUCAAUAGAGACGGUGGAGGGUGGUGGACUAAUAUUAUUGUUGAUUCGUUCUUUAUCCUCUCUUACCAGCCUAUAUACCAUGGUUAUGGAUGUUCAUGAGAGGUUUCGAACUGAGUCGCAUGCUGAACCCACUGGACGCUUUAAUGAGCGGUUUUUAUUAUCACUUGCAUCAUGCAAAGCCUGUAUAGUUAUGGACGAUGAAUUGAAUGUUUUGCCAAUUUCCUCUCAUAUGAAAUCAAUCACGCCAGUUCCCGUUAAAGAGGACUCAGAAGGUCUAUCAGAGGCAGAGCAAGACCUGAAGAAUCUAAAAGAAGAACUUGUUGAUGACUUCCCUGUUGGCCCUUUGAUAAAGAAGUGUUGUACAUUGGACCAGGGAAAAGCUGUCAUCACAUUUCUGGAUUCAAUUUUGGACAAGACACUAAAAAGUACAGUUGCCUUGCUUGCUGCUCGUGGCCGUGGAAAAUCAGCAGCUCUUGGUUUGGCUAUUGCAGGAGCUAUUGCUGCAGGGUACUCAAAUAUCUUUGUAACUGCGCCUAGCCCUGAGAAUGUGAAAACCUUGUUUGACUUUGCUUGCAAAGGUUUUGAUGCACUUGAUUAUAAGGAACAUAUAGAUUUUGAUGUGGUGAGAAGCACCAAUCCUGAGUUCAAGAAAGCAACUGUACGGAUUAAUAUUUACAAGCAGCACAGGCAGACAAUUCAGUAUAUACAACCACAUGAGCACGAAAAGCUUUCCCAAGUUGAGUUGUUGGUCGUUGAUGAGGCAGCAGCCAUUCCAUUGCCAGUUGUGAAGUCAUUGCUUGGUCCCUAUCUGGUCUUCCUUUCAUCUACUGUGAAUGGCUAUGAAGGUACUGGUCGAUCCUUGUCCCUUAAACUUAUUCAGCAAUUGGAACAACAAAGUCAACCAUCAGCUCAGAGCGUGGAGGGUCCUAAAUCUGGUUAUCUUUUCAAAAAGAUAGAGCUGAGCGAAUCUAUUAGAUAUGCAUCUGGGGACCCUAUAGAAUCAUGGCUUCAUGGCUUACUCUGCUUGGAUGCAACAAAUGCAGUCCCUAAACUUAGUGGGUUACCUCAACCGAGUGAGUGUGAACUCUACUAUGUUAAUCGUGAUACACUUUUUUCCUAUCACAAAGAGAGUGAGUUGUUCUUGCAGCGGAUGAUGGCCUUAUAUGUCUCCUCUCACUACAAAAACUCUCCCAAUGAUUUACAACUAAUGGCGGAUGCACCAGCGCACCACUUGUUUGUAUUACUUGGCCCUGUUGAUGAGUCAAAAAAUCAACUUCCUGAUAUUUUGUGUGUCAUUCAGGUCGCUCUUGAGGGACAGAUUUCCCGUAAAUCUGCACUCAAAAGUUUAAGCACUGGUCGUCAACCCCCUGGAGACCAGAUACCUUGGAAAUUUAGUGAGCAAUUCCAAGACACUGUUUUUCCAACAUUUUCAGGUGCUCGGAUUGUACGAAUUGCUACCCAUCCAAGUGCAAUGAAGCUUGGAUAUGGUUCACAAGCAGUCCAACUUCUGACAAGGUACUAUGAAGGGCAGUUUGCACCUAUUUCUGAAAUGGAUUAUGAUGAAGUGGAGACCUCUCCUGUCAGAGUCACAGAAGCAGCUAAAAAGAUACAGGUUUCAUUGCUAGAAGAGACCAUAGAACCUAGGAAAAAUCUUCCUCAUUUGCUUGCUCAUCUCCGUGAAAGGAAACCAGAGAAGCUUCACUAUAUCGGCGUUUCCUUUGGGCUCACCUUGGACCUUCUGCGCUUUUGGAGAAAGCAUAAGUUUAUUCCAUUCUUUAUUGGCCAUACUCCAAGUUCCGUGACUGGUGAGCAUACUUGUAUGGUCCUAAAACCUUUGAACAAUGAUGAAGUAGAAACUAGCGCAUCAGUUGAAUUGGGCUUUCUUGGACCAUUUUGCCAAGAUUUCAGGCUAAGAUUUAUUGAACUGUUGGGUCAUACGUUUCAUAUAAUGGAGUACAAGCUUGCUAUGAGCAUCUUGGAUCCAAAAAUCAAGUUCAUGGAGCUAGAAUCAGGGACGACUACCUUUGAUGGAUUUGUAGACUCAAUUAAAGAGAUGCUAUCAUUUUAUGACAUGAAGCGGUUAGAAGCCUAUGCCAACAACCUUGCUGACUAUCAUAUGAUUUUGGAUAUAGCUCGAAAGCUUGCACGCCUAUACUUUCAAGAGAAACUUCCUGUUACAUUAUCAUAUGCCCAGGCUUCUGUUUUGCUAUGUAUUGGAUUGCAGGGUCGAGGCAUCUCUGAUAUUGAGGGACAAAUGGGACUGGAAAGGCAACAAAUAUUGUCACUAUUUAUAAAAGCUAUGAAAAAGUUCUCCAAGUAUCUAAACAAUAUCGAUGCCAAAGAGAUUGAAUCAAGCAUGCCUCGGCUAAGAGAAAUUGAGAUGCAACCAAAUGAUAUCGCUAUGGAGGAGGAUCUCAAGAGAGCUGCCAGGCAGGCCGAGGAACAAAUGAAACCUGACAUGGAGGGAGUUUUGGAUCCCGAGAUGCUCCAGCAAUAUGCCAUUGGAGCAAACUUUGAUAACGCAUUGCAAAACAACGAUGGGAAGAUACCUUCCGGUGGCCUCGUUAGCGUGAAAUCCAGUAGAAGUAAAACGGAAAGCAAGGGCGGGAAGAAGCGCAAUAGAAGCGAUCGAGACGAGAAAAAGAAAUCUAAACAUUAAUGACGAGAAAUAUAACCAAGAAAGCAAGCCUAAAUCCAUAAAUUGCCUGAGGAAGUGGUUGUAACAUCGUCACUACAUUGCAACCAGCAGAUUACAUCGCUUGAUAAGUUAUUAGAGAUCAGCAUGUACAAAUUAGGCACAAAAUUUUGACAAUAGGCUAAAAUUUUGACCAUCUACUCUACUCUCCUCUUGGUAUUCCAUUCCUAUGAUUGAUAAUUAUCACUACUGCUAUUUUUAUUUUAU
This is a messenger RNA of Morus notabilis, 3393 nucleotides long. Its product is annotated as RNA cytidine acetyltransferase 1. Gene Ontology annotation, cellular component: nucleolus; 90S preribosome. NCBI's taxonomy places the organism in Eukaryota, Viridiplantae, Streptophyta, Magnoliopsida, Rosales, Moraceae. Gene Ontology annotation, biological process: rRNA acetylation involved in maturation of SSU-rRNA. The record is from RefSeq and is a predicted model, not a curated record. The transcript has 26 exons. Gene Ontology annotation, molecular function: ATP binding; tRNA binding; 18S rRNA cytidine N-acetyltransferase activity. The coding region runs from base 88 to 3150 and encodes 1020 amino acids.